UAUAAGAUUCUAAAAAUAAUCUAUUUUUAGAACAAGUAUAAUUCUAGAAGAAUACAAUUAUAGAAUAAUAUAGAGUGUGUAUUUUUUAAUCACUUUAUACUAACUUUCAAGUUAUAUAUUAUUAAUUCUUGCUUUUAUAUUGUAACAAUCUUUAGUUAUUCUCAAACAAGUAUGGUAACAUGAUUAUGGUAGCUAGUGAAGGGAAAUGCUUUCCCCUAACCCCCUUUCUCUCUUUUGUGCCGUCCUCCUUUGCUUCCCUCUUGCCCUUGUGUUCACCAUUUCCUCCAAUCCCUCCUAUAUUGUUACUAAUAUUGUUAGUUACAACCUUGUAACACCAUCGCCACCGCCGCUUCCACCACUGUUAUCACCUCCUCCUCCUCCACCAACGAUACCAUCACCACCACCGCCACAACCUAGGCCCAUUGUACCCCCAAAAAUCCCAACAAAAAAAGAAAACACCACUACUCCUACAAAUAAAACAACUUCUAAACCACCUAUUAUCAAACAACUUUCACCGCCACCACCAUCGCUUCCCGAGGAUGACAAGGAGGAUGUGGACCUCCUUAAACAAGCAUCAAAGGUUAGCCCGAACCUGACCAAAGGCCACCUAAAAAAGGUGGCAUUUUUAUUUUUGACUGUCAGUCCACUCCCAUUUGCGCCACUCUGGGAGUUCUACUUUAACCAGAGUGGCGCAGGGAGUACUAAUACUAAUAAAAGCAAGUACAACAUAUACAUACACGCAGACCCAAACUCCCGAUACGACCCUCCAUUUACCGGGGUCUUCUCAGGGCGCGUGAUACCGUCAUCCAAGCCCACGCGCCGGAACACUCCAACACUCAUUACCGCAGCGCGUAGAUUGCUGUCCCACGCGCUCCUCGACGACCCCGAUAACUACAUGUUCAUCCUCCUCUCAGCCGCGUGCAUUCCCAUCCACUCAUUCAACUUCACAUACACCAAACUUGUGUCAUCAAACAAGAGCUUUAUCGAGAUUUUAAGCAACGAGACGACAGCAUGGGGGAGAUGGACGGCGCGUGGGGAGUCCGCAAUGCUUCCCGAGGUAAGUUUCCAUGAUUUCCGCAUAGGGUCACAAUUCUGGUUUCUCACGCGCCACCACGCGCGUGUGGUGGUGGAAGAUGUGAAAUUAUGGCGGAAGUUUCGGCUACCAUGCGUGACGCUUGGCACGUGCUACCCUGAAGAGAAUUACUUCCCUACAUUGCUCUCUAUGGUGGACCCACAUAAUGUGGUCCCCGCCACACUUACUAACGUGAACUGGCGAGGACGGCAUGACGGUCACCCGCGGACUUACAAUGCGACGGAAGUGGACCCGGGGUUGAUCCGAUGGCUGAGAGAAGGUAGACCAAGAUAUGGAAGUGUAAAGAUCAACGGCUCUGAUUUGUCAGUGAGUCAUAGGUGGGACCCGUUUUUGUUUGCUAGAAAGUUUGCUCCAAAUUGUGUAGAACCACUGUUGAGAAUAGCUAAGGAUUUCCUAUUCAAAGAUUAGGUUGUCCAAUUCAAAAAAAAAAAAAACAAAAAAAAAGGGGGAAAAAUAGUGUGAAUUUUAUUUUAUUAUGGUAAAGUUAUGUAAGUGUGAAUUUUAUAUAAAGUAGUGAAAGAAAAAAGCCAAAAGGGUUGUUUUUUUUCUAUUUAUAGAAAUUUUAUCCUUUUGAAAUUC
Messenger RNA from Chenopodium quinoa (quinoa), 1672 nucleotides. RefSeq lists its product as uncharacterized. Bases 206 to 1501 code for a protein of 431 amino acids. The transcript has a single exon. Gene Ontology annotation, molecular function: glycosyltransferase activity. Gene Ontology annotation, cellular component: membrane. Lineage: Eukaryota; Viridiplantae; Streptophyta; Magnoliopsida; Caryophyllales; Amaranthaceae. The record is from RefSeq and is a predicted model, not a curated record.